GGAGGCGUCAGCAGCAGCAGCGAGAGCAGCAGCGGCAGCGGCGGCCGCCGCCGCGGAGCCGGACGCGGCUGAGGACGACAACGACGGCGGCGGCGGCGGCGGCGGGACCCGGCGAGCGCGAGCGGCCUCCGAUGCGGCGCAGCGUGAAGAGGCGGCGGCGCCGGCCCCCGGCGGCUCCGGCCCCGGCUGCCCGGGGCGGCGGCGGCGGCGGCGGCGGCGGCUUGGGGGCCGGACUGGAGGCGCGGGAGGAGAAGGUGGUGUACUCGCGGUCGCAACUGUCGCUGGCCGACAGCACCAAGGCGCUGGGCGACGCCUUCAAGCUCUUCAUGCCCCGCAGCACGGAGUUCAUGAGCUCGGACGCGGAGCUCUGGAGCUUCCUCUGCAGCCUCAAGCACCAGUUCUCCCCGCACAUCCUGCGCAGCAAGGACGUCUACGGCUACUCCUCCUGCCGGGCCCUGGUGCCCGACCCCCCGCUGGCCCCGGCCACCCGCGGCCCGACGCGCAGGCCGGCGCAGGGCGCGGCGGCCACCAGGAGGAGGCGCCGUGGAGGCCGGGCGGCCGCCGCCCGCAGCAGGAAGCCCAAGUCGUCGUCGUCGUCGUCGUCGUCGCCGUCGCCGUCGUCGCCGCUGCCGCCGCCGCCGCCGCCGCUGCUUCUGCCGCCGCCGUCGUCGUUGUGGUCGUCGUCGCCGUUGCCGCCCUGUGAGGAGAGCGGCCCCGUCCGGGCCCCGGCGCCCAACUUCGGGGGCCGCACCCUGGAGGAGAUCUGGAGGGCGGCCACCCCGACGCUCACCACCUUCCCCACCAUCCGCGUCGGCGGCGACGUGUGGGGCGAGCGCAGCCUGGCGGCGGCGCGCCACCGAGCGCGCCAAGUCCUGCGAGUGAACCUGGAACCCGUGGUGAGGCUCCGCCGCUUCCCGGUGCCCCGGGCCUGACGGGCCGGGGCCGUGCCCCCGCGGUGCCCUCUGACCCCGGGACGGAGCUUCCGCCUUGGAGGGAGAUGGACAAGUGUCAGUCGAGUGUUUACAGAGGCGGCCAGGACACCACCACCACCACCGCCCCCACCCCCACCCCCACCCCCGCACCCCCUAGUGCACUUUACGGGCGAAGAAAGUCACCGGAUCGGGUCUUUGCCCCGGGGCCCCCGCGCCCUCCCCGCUGGGUGGCGGCGCCUGGGACUCCGGGGGGUCGGCCAGGUGCGCGCCCCCCGCCCCCCCCCAAGCUGCGCUCCCGGCGCUGCCCGGGCUGCGGAGGAAGGAGACUGCGGGACCCCGCCACAGCCCCCGAAAACCCCCUCCCAGGGAGGACCCUUCUCUUCCUGACCCCAGAUUGAGACGUCUCUCCAGGACUCACGGGCAGAUCCGUUUUCUCCCCUUUUGGACUCUACCUCACUGGUUUGGAAGUCCUCCGAAGUCAUUAUUUUUUUCCAAAGGAAUUUGGUUUCGCGCUCGUGUAAUAAAGCCAGAAUUUGUUUUUUUCAUUGCCUCGCUCCCCACCCUUCCCCCCCCCCCCGCCACCACGACCCUUCCCCAAUCCAGUCCUUCCCCAAAACGUACCCUUUUACCCCCACCCCCAUCCCUUGACCCGACCCCCCUACCCUCACCCCCAUUGACUGCCACCCCUCUUUUUCUGGACGAAAGCUCUAACAUGUGUUGUGGCGUUGCACUCGUUCGUGCUCAGGGUAUUCUGAAUCCCACGCGUUUCCUAAUUUCAACUGGAUUCCAAAGCUUUGACCAAGGAGAUUUUCCAAGAGAUGCAAGCUUCUGACUGUUCAUAGGGCGAGGAUUUGGAUGGCUCUGAGUUUUGUGGGCUCGGUGAUGGGAGACAAAAAGUUGCAAAGUACAACUGUUGGAAAAAAAAAAACAAUUUUAAAAGUUUUUUCAAGGUUUUAUAUCGAGAUUUAAUGUUUAUAUUUGCUGAGCACCUAAAGGAACUAGAAACUUAAAGUUUUGUUUAGGAAAAGUUAACUUGUUGAAUUCUUUCUAAUUGAAUAAAAAUUAAAGUGUGUUGAAAACCCCAUGGCUUGUGAUAAAAACAAAAACAACGGGUGAAUUAGAAAUGAUGUUGGUUAAAGAGGUGGGUGGGAAUCUUGAUAUUUGACCUCAUUGUAUGGUCUAAUAUACAAACCCAGAAAUAUUUCAAGGAUAAUUUAUUUUUAAGAUGAGAGUCACAUAGGAGAAAUAAAUGACUGUAAUCUCCCUGAUUCAAAUGAUUAACAGAAUACCCAUUAGAAUUCUCAGAACCCUUAGUGACCUAGAGGAGUGGGGACAUUUGUUGGUAUCAAAUAACUGGCUGAAGUUAGAGUAAGGGAAAUAGAUCUCUCUUUUUUGUUUUUAUUUUUGUUGUUGGAUAACAUAAAAUGUCUAGACUCAUAUCCGUCACUUUUAUAAACAUCAUGACAAUUGGUUGGCUUUGGUCCAUGAGUUUCUUUUUUAUCUCAUGUCCAUUAAUAAUUAUGUUCAGAGGUCUUUGACAGCUGCAGACCUCCAGAAUUAAAUAGGCAAGCCACAGAGUGCUGACCCUUCUUUGACACUUUUAUAAUAGUGUUUAUAUCACAUGGCCCAGUGUGGAAUUCUUGAUUAUCCAAGUGCCUUUGGUCAUUGGUGGCAGCAGGACUUACAGUUUUUAGCCAGUGGUGCCACAAGCCAGAUAUUACUGCAAUAUCUAAAGGGUCAAGUAGUGUUUUUGUACCACUAUUAUUUCAAGUUUAUGUAUUCUGUCACAGAAGGAUCCAUACCGGGCUGGAACCUGACAAGAAAUCCUUAAUAUUAAGGCAUAUCUUUGCUUAGCAGCUUUUUAGGAGAAUGAGAGUUUGCAAACUAGACUCUUGUAUUCUUAAAAUUCAAAUAGCAUAAUUUUCUGAAAUGACUUUUCCAAAUAGUCCAUAGUAGGAAUUCUGUGACUUCAAUUUCAGUGUUGUUUUGUAAAAAAAAAAAAAGAAAAGAAAAGAAAAAUAACCCACCUAUAUACAUAUAUAUGACUUUAUGCCAGUUUCUCAUCAGCCUCAGAUAUUUUUAUUCACUACUCAGUAAUGCAUUGUGUAAAUUACUGACCUGAGUAAAUAAAAGUGAGUAAUUCAUUAGAAGAUGGAGAGUUAAAUUAUGCUUGUGUGGUAGAAAACCUAGAUACAUUCUUUGGUUUUUAGCUUCCAUUGCCAUUAAUAGUUCAGACACAUAGGGUUUUCUUCCCCCUAAGAUCGUUAAUGUCUAUAGCUAACUAGCACCUGAGAGGAAGAAAUAUGUAUUUGUAUCACUUUGCUAUUGUAUAUAGUUUUAUAAUUAGAAGAUGAAUCCAAUGGCCAUAUUAGAAUGUAAUUUCAACAUGACUUAUCUAGUUUCCCAGAGGAUUUUUGGAAUUAGACAUAGCUGGGAAAACAACUUUGCUCAGCACAGAAGUGAAACAACCGUUCACAUCAUCCACUUAUUUUGACAUUCUCAGUAUGGUCUUUCCUCUCAUCAUGUUACUUUAGUGCCCUGAUAUUCCAUUAAAUGCAGUUUUGGAUUAUCUGGGCUGUGUGAUUUCAGUUCCGAUCUGAUUUUCCAUCCUCAAUUCAAUGUGUUAUUUACCCAGUCUAUUAAAAAAAUCAUGCCAUUUCUGGUUUGUGAAAUAAGUAAACAAACAAAACCCCCUUUAUUUUUUAUGAGUUUUCCUUAGCAAAACUUGUUACAAUUUCUAAAAUGUGAAGAACAACUAAUAGAGUUGAGUAGUCUAUUGAUAGGAAAGUGAAAGUAUGUGAUGGAUACUUUGGGGCAGAAUAUGAAAAGGAACUUGGCACAAUGGCUUGUGUGAUGAGGCGUCCAUUUACUGUCCUCUAAAGUGAGUCUGUAGCUUAGCUUGUAUAUAGUAUUUUAAUAAGAAGUUCCACGAUCUUUAUUUGUUCUCUUACCUUCUCUUAUAUCUUAUAUGGCACAAAUAGAGGGAGAAGCUAGGAGAUCUUGCUAUGCUUUUAUUUAAUUUUUAACUCUUGAGUGCCUAAAUGUGGUGACUGGCACCUCAAAUAACCUUUUGAAAUUCCUGAUGUCAUUUUUAUCUUCCUUACCGUCAACCAGCAACUUAUUUUUUCUUACUAGAACAAGUAAUAUCAUGAUUGUUGAAGGCAAGCUUCAUUGUUGGUAGUGCGAAGUGUCAUUGUUGUGGUGUGUAUUUAUUUUGUCCAAGUUUGAGUAGCUUAUUCAACAAGUGUAACUUAAGCUAGUGGCCAUUACCUAUUGAUUUGCUCUGUACAAAUGAUAAUAGUUUUUCUGAGAACUCUUCAACAAAAAAAUAAACGUUAAAAUAACUUGGACAUAAAACAUCUGAGCAAUUUUGAACUUGACUUUUGGUUGUUUUAAGGAUUGCCACAGCACACUUUGAAAUGAUGUUUUUUUUUUAUGGACAUACAAACAUUAUUUACUUUAUUAGUGUGGUUAAAGUAUUUUUUGAUAGACUGUUAUGUCUUAAGUGCAUUAGAAGGCAAUUGUUUGUAAUGGAAUCGAAUUGUUUUCUUGGGCAGUUUGAUGUGCAUAUGAUGAAGAUUUACAAUCUGGUUGUACUUUGCUUUUUAACUUAUUAACUGUAAAUAAAUUUUAAAGAAUA
Molecule: messenger RNA, 4572 nt
Organism: Sorex araneus (European shrew)
Lineage: Eukaryota; Metazoa; Chordata; Mammalia; Eulipotyphla; Soricidae
Gene: CCDC71L
Product: coiled-coil domain containing 71 like
Exons: 1
Coding region: 132-932 (266 amino acids)
Source: RefSeq, a predicted model, not a curated record